AUGAACAUCAAGGCUGGCUUUGACACUAUUCUUCCUGCGGACUCAGUAGAGUUCUGUCCUCAUCCUGAUUUCUUGGCUCUGUUUGUGUGCGGAACGUACAAGCUAGAGCAGCCGGAUUCCAACGGGGUACCCUUGGGACACGAAGAAGAGACAUCCUCUUCGAGUGCGCCAAAACGACAACAUCGGAGUGGCCAAUGUCUCUUAUUCCAGGUUGAAUCAGUAAAUGAAGAGAGCUUCUCCUUGAAGCAGCGGGUUUCUCUUCCUGCCAUCCUUGAUAUGAAAUGGUGUCAUCGUGCCGCAUCAGCGACACCAAUCUUGGGCAUAGCCGAUUCAGAAGGAAACAUCACCAUACAUGAAGUGGAUAGCCAAGCGACCAAACUGAAGAGGAUACAAUCAAUCUCGUGUGCUCCAUCAGAAAUUCUAUGCUUGUCCCUUGACUGGUCAAACAGGAGAGUACCAACAACUACACUUGGACCUCUAGUGGUCUCUCUAUCUGAUGGUUCGCUCACAAUUCUGAGGCCUCAAGAUCAAUCUGGCCUGACAAUGACCGAUUCUUGGGCUGCUCACGACUUCGAACCAUGGAUCGCAGCUUGGGAUUACUGGGAUACGAAUGUUGUCUAUUCAGGCGGUGACGAUCUGAAGUUCAAAGGUUGGGAUACCAGGCAGGGCUUUUCACAACCACUGUUUGUUAACAAGUGCUUCGAUGGCGGAGUGACUACGAUACAGAGCCAUCCGCACAGCGAGCAUCAUUUGGCUGUGGGCAGCUACGACAAGAUCUUGCGAAUUUUUGACACGCGUAACAUACGUGCUCCGGUAUCUGAAUUCGAUGUGGGAGGUGGUAUCUGGCGUGUCAAGUGGCAUCCGUCACCGAGGCGAGCCAGCGAUAUUCUGGUGGCGUGCAUGCACGAUGGGUUCAAGGUUGUACGUUUGAACGUUGCAGUGAAUGGUGCAAAGACAUUGCUCAGUCAGGUUGAGAUCGUGAAACGCUUUGAUGCCCACGAGUCUCUAGCGUAG
Molecule: messenger RNA, 1014 nt
Organism: Sparassis crispa
Lineage: Eukaryota; Fungi; Basidiomycota; Agaricomycetes; Polyporales; Sparassidaceae
Product: Diphthine methyltransferase
Exons: 9
Coding region: 1-1014 (337 amino acids)
Molecular function (GO): protein binding
Source: RefSeq, a predicted model, not a curated record